AUGUCGUCCACGACUGUUCCCGAAGCUGGUGAAGCUGUUCAGGAGGAGAAUGAUAAUAAUGAUAUUGAAUAUGUUGAAGUUGAUGCAAGUACCAAAGAACUUGAUUUAACGCGGCAUCGAAUUAAAAAGAUUGAAGGAUUUGACUUUUUGCACAGCAUCGAACAUUUGUGUUUACGUUGGAAUUUAAUUAAAAAAAUUGAAAAUUUGCAUAUGCUUGUUACACUCACUGAACUUGACCUUUAUGAUAAUCAGAUUACUAAAAUUGAAAAUCUCGAUGAAUUGGUUAAUUUGGAAUCAUUGGAUUUAUCAUUUAAUCGUAUUACAGUGCUGGAAAAUUUGUCAGCAUUGAAAAAGCUUAAAAAUGCGUAUUUUGUUCAUAAUAAAAUUCGAAAAAUUGAAGGACUUGAUGAGCUCACUGAAUUGGAAUAUUUGGAACUUGGCGAUAAUCAAAUUAAAAAAAUUGAAAAUCUUUCAAAAAAUACCAAAAUUAAACGAUUAUUUCUGGGUGCUAAUCAAAUUGCUAAUAUUGAAAAUUUAGAUUUAUUAAAUGACAUUGAAGUGCUCAGUCUUCCAGCUAAUGCUAUUCAAGAAAUUAAGGGUUUAAAUAACCUAAAAGCACUUCGAGAGUUAUAUCUGUCACAAAAUGGCGUCAAAUGUAUCACUGGCCUAGAAAAUAAUACAAAUUUGGAAAUUCUUGAUUUAAAUUACAAUCGACUGAUUUCCAUUUCAAAUAUUGAUCAUCUUCAAAAACUUACCGAUUUUUGGGCUAAAAAAAACAAUCUCGCUAAAAUGUCUGAUGUACUUGAAUUGAUUAAAUUACCAAAUUUGAAAUUAAUUUAUUUGGAAAUGAAUCCACUCGCUGAAUGUGGCACAUAUCGAAGUAAAAUAAUUCAUAUGUUACCACAAAUAGAGAAACUUGAUGCAACUUAUUGUCGCAUUGGAAAGAGAAAUUGGUGA
This is a messenger RNA of Brugia malayi, 957 nucleotides long. Its product is annotated as Leucine Rich Repeat family protein. Bases 1 to 957 code for a protein of 318 amino acids. Gene Ontology annotation, molecular function: protein binding. Lineage: Eukaryota; Metazoa; Nematoda; Chromadorea; Rhabditida; Onchocercidae. The transcript has 7 exons. The record is from RefSeq and is a predicted model, not a curated record.